Aspergillus novofumigatus IBT 16806 is the source of this 312-nucleotide messenger RNA. RefSeq names its product SRF-type transcription factor family protein. The transcript is spliced from 2 exons. The coding region runs from base 1 to 312 and encodes 103 amino acids. The record is from RefSeq and is a predicted model, not a curated record. Gene Ontology annotation, molecular function: protein dimerization activity; DNA binding. Lineage: Eukaryota; Fungi; Ascomycota; Eurotiomycetes; Eurotiales; Aspergillaceae.
AUGGCGUCAAAGAACAGGACUAUUAGGAAGCGGAAGCUGAACACACCGCGAGCAAAAUGCCAACAGCGAAUCCGACGAAGAGACGGUCUGUUCAGGAAGGCGUUUGAGUACUGCUGUGAAUGCGAUGCGGACAUCUUUCUAAUGAUCCGGCUGAAGCAUAAUGGUCAAAUAUAUAUGUUCAACUCGGAUAGCCGCUGGCCUCUGAUGCACGAAGAUAUGUUCUUCCAGUAUCCAAGACCGAAGACCAUAACCUGGCAAGAACUUGCUGCAAGAUAUACAAAUGGAACAAACCAUCCCGGGCAGCAAAAAUAG